This is a messenger RNA of Notolabrus celidotus (New Zealand spotty), 1051 nucleotides long. RefSeq names its product snaclec 27-like. Lineage: Eukaryota; Metazoa; Chordata; Actinopteri; Labriformes; Labridae. The transcript has 10 exons. The record is from RefSeq and is a predicted model, not a curated record. Gene Ontology annotation, molecular function: signaling receptor activity. The coding region runs from base 194 to 826 and encodes 210 amino acids.
UUUUGUGACCUAGAUUCCCUGGCGUCAGAUGAUCAUAACUAAUGCGUUGACCUUUGGGUAGGAGGCAAUAUAACAGCGCAGAGUGACUGUGGACCAAAUUGGGAAUGAAAUCUCAUACUUACCUGACAGGUGAGACAGCUGCUGUGCUCCUUGAGAUUUACUCACAACUACAAACAACCAUCUGAUCAUCACCAUGAGGACAGCCCUGAUUCUCUGCAUCCUUCUGUGUGCUGCUUCUGCAGCUCCAGCUGGAGAGACGGAGCUUGAAGUUGCAGGAGGAGAGGUGGAGCUCCCACAGGUUCACCUACCUGCUGCUGAACCAGAGGAGGAGAUGAAAAAGAUGAUGACCGAAGAAGAGACAGAGUUGGCACCUGUUGAUCCUUUCCCUGUAGCUGAGGAUGCAGAAGCUGUGUUUGAGGAAGCAAGCAACCCUGAAGCUCGUUUUGGUAUCUGUCCUGACGGCUGGCUCAGACACAACUCUCACUGCUUUCUGUUCAACCACUUCCACAGGUCAUGGUUCGAUGCUGAGGAGUACUGUAACAGUCAAGGGGCCCAGCUCACCUCCGCCACAAACCCUCAGCAGUACAGGUUCCUGCAACAGAUGAGUUCAGCGAUGAGACUGAGCACUGCCUGGCUAGGAGGCUUCCACCUGCAGGGGAGAUGGUUGUGGAUCGACAGUGAAGGUUUCUACUACGAAAACUGGCACAGCCAGUCCAGCCCAAGCAGCUGCCCCUGCCUCUACCUUAACUCCAACGUUGGCUGGGCGAACGGUGUGUGUAGUAGCACUCGGCCCUUCAUCUGCUCCAGGAAACUAUUUGCCUGUUAACCGACUGGAGGAAGAUUUCUGCCAUUGAAGUCAAAAUAUGAUCUUUGCUGUGUGUCUGCUUGAACUGUUCUAUGUUGUGUUUUUAUGACGGUUUAAAUGACAGUUACUUUGGGGUAACUGUAGAUCUGUUUUUGCUUUUCUUUUAAGGACGUGUUGUCAGAAUGGGAUGGUUUGUGGUACUUGUUAAUGUGUAUUAUAAAUAAAAAGUCUCCUUUUAUUGUCAAA